AUCCAACGUGGCACACUGCGCUUUGUUUCGCCCUGAGUCCAGAGUUCUACCUUGUUAUCCGUCAGGGGGUUGUUACAUUAUCCUGCAUUAAUAUCGUUUGUUAUUACUAUUCCCCCGUGCCCUUGCUCCGUAUCCGUAUUAUUACGUUCUCCUGUGCUGCCGCUGCUGCGCCAACAUCGCGUGCCACACAAACACUGCCACUCCCUACAACGAUAGAGUCCAAUCGAAUGCCCUCCAUUUCUUCUGCCUAAAUUAAUCCAAGCCGUUGAGGUCUGCGAUAUGGCCUCUUGAUAGCCAGGAUAUUCUUGUUCUGUCUACAUUGCUCGACACGUUUCCGAUUUCGAUUGAUUGACCGUACCCGUGACCCUUGUGCAACCGAUUGCAUCACCACUACCACCACCACCCACUUUCACUGACGAACUGUUAAAACGGAAUGCGUGCUGGCCAUGGAAUCCCUUGUCUACGAGAAUUCGCCUUUGGCAGAUUACCUUCAAGGUGAGUCUUGUGGAUUCGACACUGGCUAUAAUAUGGAGACUCAAGUUCUUGGUGCUUCAGGGGAGGGUGAACGCGGCGAAAACUGGCCCAUCGAAGAGGGGGAGAACAGCGACGAUUUCCAAGACCCAACGACGGAGUUUGCGCCUCGAGGAGCUUCAAAAUUUCAAGAUCGUGUCCGGAACAAAUUACCCAAACCAUUGGAUCUCAAAUCCUCACGCCAGAGCGCAGCUCUCAGCAAAUUCUACGAUGCUUGUGCAUCCGCCUUGAAUUCGCGCAUCGGACGGAGUGACAAUCAACAAUUUUUGGAACAAUUUGGUUAUGUGAUUGUCGCAUCGCAGUUGUUGAACGAGCACAGCGCCCCUUCGUAUACCUCGGCUGCCGACGUUUCGUCACACGCCCAAACAGCGGAGUUACCCUCGCUUUCCACCACAUUCGGUCUUCAGGGCGCAGUCGUUACCGCUUCGACCUCGUUUUCGAUUGUUUGGUUACUACAAUGGAGUCGGUCGCGAACAGGGUCUGGUGUAAACCCGCGGAAAGUUGGCGUCCUUCUGAUUCUGGUCCCGGUCCUCGGAGUUCUAUUCUACGCUUUCGCAAGACGACAAUGGCUCAAAUACCUGCGACACCAGGCUGUUGAUGCUGCCGUACUUCUUGUUGGCAACUCGCAGGGAUUCGACUCGGCAGCAUCGGCAUCGGUUGUUUUCAUACAAGAAGUUGAGCUGGUUUCAAGGGGCUAUCGCAUAAGCACACCGUUGCCUCCGGUGAGCCGACUCGAAGAACAGGCACAAUCGCGACGAUGUCUGAGGUUGCGCCGUAUUGUCUCCGAGUGUCUAUUUUCAAUGUUGGAGAGAUUUAUCGAAACACAACAUACUCUGCAGCCGCUCACAGACAAUGCGAACCUCGCCAAAUAUUACGACAUCUAUGACAUUUCAGUAGAAGAGCUUGCCGAGGCUGAAUCAGGAUUGGCCGAAAGAUUAACAGAAGACCAAUAUUCAUUGCGCUCCCUGCGGAGUCUCUUUGGAAAGCUGUACAGUGUCAGGAAAAGUAUUCUCUGCUGUCUUUUGGCCCUUGGUGCUGACGGAGGCGGAUCGGAUAUUGCUCGAUGGAGUGCCGCUGUAGAACAGAUGCGGGAGCUCGCUGAUGUGACCGGGGAAAAUAUCCAGAGAAUGACCAGUAUCCUUAACGAGGAAGACAAAGAAGCUAUUCCCCCGUCUCCUCUGCCCACGGCCUCUCCUAGCAAGGAUAAUCUUCGGGCACAGUAUCGGAGGAUCAACACCCUUUCUCAAGGGAUACGUGCCCUGCAUGCAAAGAUGCACAUUAUCCGCGAGGAAUCAAAUGCGAAUCUUGAACGAACAGACACCGGUGACCUCGAGGCGACUCUUCUUUCACAAUACGAAUCUAUUGGAACAGACAUACGAGGCCUGCUUCAAGAAUGGGAGGCAGGCAAGUCUGCUCUCGUGAACAAUCUAGACAGACAGUCCACCAUGGAUCGAUCACGACCUUCUAGUGGGCUGAAAACACCACUGUCACCCACACCUAGUCUUGGUGGUUCCACCGCGGUAGACGGUAGUCCGUCAGAUGCUCUGAAAGCUUUGAACGGCGAAGGUCGGCUGGAUCUGAACACUCUUCAGGAGGCGACUGACGAAGAGUUGAUCUUCGAAGCUGUGGCGCUACCUGCUCGCAACAAAAGGGCGUCGUUAACCAGAGAUGAGCGUAUUGCACGUGUCAAAGAAGACCGAGCAAAACAAGCUGCUGCACGAGAGCGAACUGAUGCAAAUACCACUAUGCUCAAAGAGCUCGAGAUGGUCAUCAAGCAGAGACCCCCUGGGAUCGCCUCCAAAAGGGUUACAAUGUUGGAAGCACGACUAGAACAGGCCAGCCUUCUCAAGCGCGUCGUCGACGCAAUCAAAGAUCUCGUCCAGGACUGCAACUUCGAUUGCAAUGACUCCGGAAUCGCUCUCCAGGCCAUGGACAACUCCCACGUUGCCCUGGUCUCCAUGCUCCUCGGGGUGGAGGGUUUCUCGCCCUACCGCUGCGACCGAAACAUCGCUCUCGGUAUCAACUUGGUCUCGUUGACCAAGGUGUUGCGGGCUGCUCAGAAUGAAGAUAUCUUGACUCUCAAGGCUGAGGACACACCCGAUGCCGUCAACCUCGUGUUUGAGAGCGCAGAAACCGACCGGCUAAGCGAGUACGACCUGAAGUUGAUGGACAUUGAUCAAGAACACUUGGCUAUCCCCGAGACAGAGUAUGCUGCUACUGUUGAGAUGCCUUCGGCAGAAUUCCAGCGCAUCUGCAGAGAUCUCAAUGCUCUUUCUGAGUCUGUCGUUAUCGAGGCGAGCAAGGAGGGCGUCAAGUUCUCCUGCCAAGGUGACAUUGGUAGCGGAUCCGUUACCAUCCGCCAACACACCAAUGUCGAUAAGCCCGAACAGAACGUCACCAUCAACCUCACCGAACCCGUUGCCCUUACUUUCUCUCUCAAGUACCUUGUCAACUUCUGCAAGGCCACAAAUCUCUCCGACAAGGUCUCCCUAUGCUUGUCCUCGGAAGUGCCACUGCUCGUUGAGUACGGCCUGGGAAGUGGUCACCUGAGAUUCUACCUUGCUCCUAAGAUCGGAGACGAAGAGUAAGAUACCCAGACGACGACCACCACGACAAAACGAAAAAAUACAACAAAACCAAACAACAAUAAUGAUGGAGGGAGUGC
Molecule: messenger RNA, 3196 nt
Organism: Aspergillus wentii DTO 134E9
Lineage: Eukaryota; Fungi; Ascomycota; Eurotiomycetes; Eurotiales; Aspergillaceae
Exons: 8
Coding region: 447-3119 (890 amino acids)
Biological process (GO): translesion synthesis; mismatch repair; leading strand elongation
Cellular component (GO): PCNA complex
Molecular function (GO): myosin binding; DNA binding; DNA polymerase processivity factor activity
Source: RefSeq, a predicted model, not a curated record